Chenopodium quinoa (quinoa) is the source of this 1832-nucleotide messenger RNA. RefSeq names its product taxadiene 5-alpha hydroxylase-like. The record is from RefSeq and is a predicted model, not a curated record. The transcript has 3 exons. Lineage: Eukaryota; Viridiplantae; Streptophyta; Magnoliopsida; Caryophyllales; Amaranthaceae. Bases 139 to 1620 code for a protein of 493 amino acids. Gene Ontology annotation, biological process: sterol metabolic process. Gene Ontology annotation, molecular function: oxidoreductase activity, acting on paired donors, with incorporation or reduction of molecular oxygen; monooxygenase activity; iron ion binding.
UAUAAAGCUAUAUAUAUAAAUUCCAGAUCUCUGUUAUCUAGCUGUAUUUUUUAUGCAAUAGUUUAUAUUGCAGUAUAUUAGUAACAAACAGCUGAAAACAGAACCUCUUUCAAACAUAUUGCACCAGCUCCUGAUUAUAUGGCUGACUAUAUCAAUUUCGCCGUCACAGGCCUUCUGCAUACAUUUCUAGCUUCAUUGAUUGGCAUUCUUGUUCUGUUUAUACUACGGAAACAUCGUAGGAAUACGAGGGCUUAUGAGAAACUGAUGCCACCAGGGGAGAUGGGGAUCCCCUGGAUCGGCGAGACCCUGGAUUUCUACAGAGCCCUGCAGAAGAACAGGCUUUUCGAGGACUUCAUUGCUCCAAGGAUCAAAGCUCACGGAAUGACCUUCAAGACGAGGUUGAUGGGGAGUCCGACUGUCAUAGUAAACGGCGCUGAAGCUAACAGAUUUUUCCUGUCGAACGAGUUUAAGCUCGUUGUCAGUUCUUGGCCUGCAUCAUCAGUUCAGCUGAUGGGAAAGAACUCUAUCAUGGAGAAGUCAGGAGAACAACACCGUGUUGUUCGAUCGAUUUUGACUAGCUGUCUAAGUAACAAGGGACUAGAAGGUUUGGUUCCUAAGAUUUGUAAAGUUGUCAAGGCGCAUUUGGUUAAGAAUUGGGGUGAUAAACCCCAAGAAGAAAGGAUCAUCUCAUUAUACAAAACCACGAAAUUUUUGUCCUUCAGAAUAAUGUGUGAGUGUCAGUUGGAGAUGGAAGCGGAGGAGGAGCUUUUCGAGUGCUUUGAGAAGGUCCUAGAAGGGAUUUUCUCACCCCUUGUGAAUCUUCCAGGAACGAGUUUUUGGAGAGCGAAGAGAGCAAGGGCUGAAAUCGAGAAGAUAUUGGUUAAAUUAGUGAGGCAAAAAAGGAAAGUCAUAGAAGAAGAACAACCAGCAGGAGCUGCUGCAGCUGAAGAAACACGAACGUUGCUGUCGAGACUAGUGAGUGCCAUGAUUCGAGGCGAGAUCACAGAGGUUGAAGUUGUUGAUAACAUAGUUCUGCUCAUCUUUGCUGCUCAUGAUACUUCCUCUUUUGCAAUUGCUAUGACUUUCAAGAUGUUGGCUCAACACCAAAGUUGCUAUUCCUCAUUGCUUCAAGAGCAUUCUAAUAUUAGCACCAACAAAACAAAGGAAGGUGAAGAUUUGACAAUGGAGGAUGUUAUGAAGAUGAAUUAUACAUGGCAAGUAGCCCGUGAAAGUGUACGCCUUUUCCCUCCAAUUUUCGGGUCUUUCAGAAGAGCCACUUCGGAUAUAGAGUUCGAUGGAUUCACAAUUCCUCAAGGAUGGAAGGUAUUAUGGACAGCUUACGGGACGCAUUUCAGUGAAGAUUAUUUUAAAGAUCCCAUGAGAUUUGAUCCAAAUAGAUUCGAAGAGCCCAUAUCACCUUAUAUAUUUGUUGCAUUUGGAGGAGGUCCAAGGGUGUGUGCGGGCUACCAAUUGGCUAAGAUGAAUAUUCUCAUCUUCGUGCAUUUGGCUGUGACUAACUAUAAUUGGUCUUUGGUUCAACCACAUGAACCUAUUGUUAUGGAUCCGCUCCCGCUCCCUUCUCAAGGAAUGCCCUUGCGAGUUUCUCCUAAAGUACAGUAGAAUAUACAUAUACGAAUUACUUCUUAUUUAUUUAUUUUCUCGAGGUGGGUACAAAUUCGUACAUAUACCCGGAUGCAUCGAGAUAUAUGUGCACCCUUAGAAGGGGGUGUAAAAUGGGCAUGUCCAUAUGAUACCAAUACCUUGUAAACACAAUUAUUUGAUUAAUUAAUGUAAUUAGAUAAUUAAUUCACAAAGACGUGUUUGUUGCAUUC